Molecule: messenger RNA, 2387 nt
Organism: Pecten maximus
Lineage: Eukaryota; Metazoa; Mollusca; Bivalvia; Pectinida; Pectinidae
Product: NPC intracellular cholesterol transporter 1-like
Exons: 9
Coding region: 32-1639 (535 amino acids)
Source: RefSeq, a predicted model, not a curated record
UGUGCACCUGUACAGCUGAUCUGGUUAAACCAUGAUGUUGAAUUGUCAGGGACUCAAUCUUCAUUCAGUUACAGCAUUUUUGUUUGCCGCCAUUUUCUUUUUCGCCCAAAAAAUCAAUGCCGAUUCCGACCGUGGACACUGUAUAUGGUAUGGAGAAUGCACGAACACCUCCACAGGCAGACAAAACUGUGCGUACAACGGCACCGCUAAACCAAUGACUGACCCAGCAGCUUUAAGCCGAUUGCAACGAUAUUGUCCACAAUUGUAUAAAGGGAACUCGACCUUGACCUGCUGCAAUGCUGCUCAGCUCGUUACUAUGGAGAAAAGCAUGAGUUUGGCGGAGGAGUUAUUACGAAACUGCCCUUCCUGUUACUACAACUUUCUCAACAUAUUCUGCUACUUGACAUGUGACCCCCAUCAAAGCACUUCUGUGGGGGUAAAAACUCAAGCCCCCAACGAAAAGGGGGUCGCUACAGUAUUGGCCGUAGACUACGCCAUGACUACCACCUUCGCUGAUGGAAUGUUUAAUUCGUGUACAAACGUUAUACUUCCGAAUAUUUACGGCAACACCGAUAGUGUCAUGGGUGUGUUAUGCGGUUGCCCUGCCGCUAACUGCACUGCCAAGAAGUUACUUGAUUUUCUAGGAUCUCCAUUGAAUGGCCAUUCACCAUUUGAAAUUGAUUUCCACGUGCAGAACAUGUCAUGGUCUAGACCUGGGAUGUACACGUUGAAGCCUAUGAACACAUCUACAGCCGCCUGUAAUGAGACAUUUGGUAACUUCUCCGCCUGUUCAUAUAAAGACUGCCCAGCAAUACCAGUACCUUUGGCACCGGUUCUACCCAACAUUUCCGUUCUGUAUCCGUGGCCGGAAUACAGAGUGGAACAACUUGUGAUUACCAGGCCAGACAAUGACACCAAGUUCAAACAUAGCUUCCCUCCUCCAUCCAUUGGAUACAUCAGCUUCACUAGUUUGUUUGACAAAACAUUCAUGCAUUUAUUGCUGGACUUACAAUCAAAGAUCCAGAACAUCACCGCCACCUAUAAAGGAAAGAAUGUCAGUUUACACGACAUCUGUCACCGCGUCAACUCCAAUGAGAACUGUGUCAUUAUCAGUAUCCUGGAGUACUGGCAGAACAAUGCCACACGAUUGGAUGAGGUCGCUAUGGAUGAAUAUGGAUUCUUUGUUUUUGCGGAUUACCUGGACCACCUGCUCUCCUGUGCCCAUACUCCCAACACAACUCACGACCAUACUAGGCUAAACACGACCUGCCUUGGUACAAGUGGGAUACCUAUAGACCCCUGGCUGGUGAUGAAUGAUGUUGCAGGAUACAGUGAAUCAAAGACUUUUGUUAUCUCCUUCAUCGUAAAGAAUUCUCACAACAGGGAGGAGACGGGAGCGGCCGAGGCAUGGGAGAAAGCCUACACGAACUUCCUCACUAAUUUCUCAAGUCCCAACAUGACCAUCAAGUUCUCGAUCAAGAAACCUAUAAUAGGAGUUCCACAUACGAUCUUUCCGAAUCCGGUUGUGACGAUCGAUGGAUUGGACAGCAAGGAUGUUUCCUCGGCAGCCGUUCCUCAAUAUGGUAUCAUCACUCUGCUGACCUGUGCCCUCUGCACGAUUUUUAUCCGAAAGAUGUGAUAGAUCGAUGGAAUAGCAAGAAAUCAACAAUAUAACAAGAUACAAUUUAUACUUAUAAUUUCUACCUGACACUUGGUUGUUUGUUGGGUUAUUUAAUUGUUUCGUACGACAUGAUUAGAAGCAACACAAAGUACAAGACUUUGAUCGAUUGAAUUUUUUUAAGUUAAAGUAUAAAGAUUUCACACACUUAUUAGAUUAAGAUUAACCUUCCUGACUAAAUAAAAAAAAUCAAAUUAAAUUGUAAAAUCACUUUCAUGAUGUGAUUCCUGUAGAGCGACUCAGAAUAAACCAUUAAGUACCAAAGAAAACCAGUAAUGCAAGUGUGAAUUGAAUUUUGGCCGUUUUAUUACUAAAACGACAUGGCGUAACAAUACAUGUUCUCCCACACUGAACAACAUUGCAAUAAAUCAUUCUACAAUAUAAACAUUAUACCGAAUUAUGAUAGGUGGUUAUAAUAGAAUACAAAUAUAAGUUAUAUAAACUACCAUUUCACCUCUCAAGCCAAGCUCAAGCUAAUAGGCGGAGUCGAGGGGAUGGUGGAGGGUUUAAAAAUGAAUAGUGCUUCUAAUUACGUUUGACCUGAUCUCUUUACAAAAGUAGUACGCUGGUCACGUGAUAUGUAUACCUAUUCAAAAGGAGUAAACCGGCUCGUUGGUUUUUCAAUGCAUACCAAAAGUAAGAAGCCCUCCACCUCAAAAAAGGUGCUUAUAAACUUACUGAAUCCUCAUCAUAAAUGUAAUCAAAUUUA